Pan troglodytes (chimpanzee) is the source of this 1930-nucleotide messenger RNA. It is a transcript of the gene MPHOSPH6, whose product is annotated as M-phase phosphoprotein 6. Gene Ontology annotation, biological process: maturation of 5.8S rRNA. The transcript is spliced from 5 exons. The record is from RefSeq and is a predicted model, not a curated record. Lineage: Eukaryota; Metazoa; Chordata; Mammalia; Primates; Hominidae. The coding region runs from base 933 to 1361 and encodes 142 amino acids.
AUAUGGGUUCCAUCGUCAACCAAACGUCAUUUUGCAGCGCAUGACUAUUUUAUUCGUGAACGUUAAGAUUUUUUCAUUUAACUUAGUAGUCAUUGUUAAAGCGCUCAUGCCUAAAAAGGCUUAUGUUUGGAAAAGCUGGAAUAGAAGGAGGAGAAAUAUGGGACCUGGGCCGAGCGCAGUGGCUCACACCUGUAAUCCCAGCACUUUGGGAGGCCGAGGCAGGUGGAUCACAAGGUCAGGAGUUUGAGACCAGCCUGGCCAAAAUGGUGAACCCCCAUCUCUACUAAAAAUAGAAAAAUUAGCUGGGUCUGGUGGCGGGCGCGUAAUCUCAGCUACUCGAGAAGCUGAGGCAGGAGAACCACUUGAACCUAGGAGGCAGAGGUUGCAGUGAGCUGAGAUCGUGCCACUACACUCCAGCCUGGGCGACAGAGUAAGACUCUGUCUCAAAGAAAAAAAAAAAAAAAAAGAAAUAUCGGACCUGAAUAAGGGAAAGAAAUGGGGGAUACAUAGAAACCAGUGGAACCUGAAACCUAACUGCUAGGAGGCUUCUGGGUAUUUUCUGAUUAUAUUUUCUCCAGUGUUGAUAUUUUAUCAUGUUGCUAUGGUUAGCCUCUUAAGUUUGUUCACUUGUUCCCUGAAGAAAUACAGGUAUUCGUGCUAGUGAGAGACUGGCAGCAGGACUGUUAUUUACUGCCAUAUUUUGAGUCAACUUUCUGCAGAUUUGAUAAGAGCAGCUCAAGAGUUUAGCAGCAUUUCAGAGGAAAAAUAAAAACGAAGAGCAGACUUAUAGAUGUACCUUUGCUUCUGCCUACAUUUAUUGGGCUCUUACUGUGCUUCAGUCAUCAUAUUGGGACAGAUGAAGGAGAUGACCCAGACACCCAGUCCUUAAGGUCUCCAGAAAAGAUAGAUGCUCAAAAAGUUAAGAUGUGUUUAUGCAAAGGGGACUGGACUCAGAAACCAAGAAACAACUAGAAGAAGAAGAAAAGAAAAUCAUUAGUGAAGAGCACUGGUACUUGGAUUUGCCAGAGCUUAAAGAGAAAGAGAGUUUCAUAAUAGAAGAGCAGAGUUUCUUACUAUGUGAAGAUCUUCUCUAUGGAAGAAUGUCAUUCAGAGGAUUUAAUCCUGAGGUUGAGAAACUGAUGCUUCAGAUGAAUGCUAAGCACAAAGCAGAAGAAGUUGAAGAUGAAACAGUAGAGCUUGAUGUGUCAGAUGAAGAGAUGGCUAGAAGAUAUGAGACCUUGGUGGGGACAAUUGGGAAAAAGUUUGCCAGAAAGAGAGACCAUGCCAAUUAUGAAGAAGAUGAAAAUGGAGACAUAACACCGAUUAAAGCAAAGAAGAUGUUCUUAAUGCCCCAGGAUUAAGAUGGAUGCCUUAAGCGAUGGCCCAGGGGUGCUUGGUGGAAGUCAGCAGCGCAUCUGGAGCUCAUCCCAAUGGUGUCUCUAUAGUUAUUAAUACUGUAACGUUUACUUGUAAAGAGAUUAUCAUUUUAGAAACAUGCUGUUUUUGAAACAGAUGUGUGAUGGAUGUUGUACAUCCUUUGCUUCUUGGUAUUCAUUCAGAGUGGAUUUUUAGCCCCUGAUCUACAAAUGUACGUUGUUACAGGGCUGCUUCCUAAAGAUUUUUUUUACCUCAGGUUUCUCUUAAUAUAGUUCUCCAGUCACUGACCUUGAAUUGACUCAUAUAAAUUACUGCCAAUGUUUAAAUUGCCCUUAUGUUUAUAUUUAUUAUGUCAAGCCAAUUCGUACAUACAAUUUGGAAUCAAAUGUCAUAAGAAUUUAUUAUAUAAAUUUAUCAAGAAUAAAAAUGCCUCUCCAGCCUUAAGUAUUUACAUGCUCCCAGGUCAUUGUCAGUUUAUGGUAUUAUGUUGUUUUAUUUAAAGCAUUGAAUAAAUAGAAAAAAUUGCUCUGUAAUAAAAAUCUACUUUCACAUA